Pygocentrus nattereri (red-bellied piranha) is the source of this 1805-nucleotide messenger RNA. It is a transcript of the gene tma16, whose product is annotated as translation machinery associated 16 homolog. The transcript has 7 exons. Gene Ontology annotation, cellular component: nucleus. The coding region runs from base 141 to 764 and encodes 207 amino acids. The record is from RefSeq and is a predicted model, not a curated record. Lineage: Eukaryota; Metazoa; Chordata; Actinopteri; Characiformes; Serrasalmidae.
AGGACAGCUCGAUGAGUAGCACAGUUCGACAGAACACCGGAACCGUUGGUCGUUACACGAAUGUGGGGACCAAAAACACAGACGGACCGUCGUGUGAGCUUCACACCACGUGUGCGGAGAGGAGCGGCUGAACAGCAGGCAUGCCGAAGGCAGUGAAGGCGAAGGCGAAGGCGAAGGCGAAGGUGGAGAAUAAGGUGAUUCACCCGUACAGCAGAAAAGCGGCGUAUCUGGCCAGAGACGCAGCGAAACACAGCCGGAAGGAAAAGUCAAAAAGUGAAAAAGCCCAGCGUUUAAAUUUAAUCAGGGAAAAGCUUUUGUGGUUUCAAAGUCAGCUUGAUGCCGAAAAACUUGAAUAUACCAAAAAAGAUGCUUGCGAAAUCAUCGAGAGGUAUCUGCACCGCUUCGAUGAUGAGCUGGAGCAGAUUGAGCUGGCGAACAGCAUCAAAGGUCGUCAGGGUCGGCUGCAUGGCUCUAGAGAGGCUGCCAUAAAGCAGACCAUUGAGAGAGAGCGAAUACAGUUUGAGGGCUGUGGAUUCGAGAUACCAGACAUAAUCAACUCCAAACAUUUGAGAACUUUCAGAGAAUGGGAUGGUGACAUGAGGAAACUGCCCAACAUCAAGAUGAGGAAGGUUUCAGCAAAAGGGUCAGAGAGUAAACACAACGCAGUUCAGGAGGUGCACAUUGAGGAAGAGCAGCUUCUGGACAGUGAGGAAAAUGAGGUCUCUCAGGACUCUGAUGGAGAUGAGCUCUUAGGAGAUGACUAAGAGAACAGGAGAAUGAAACACAAGCCUGGACUGAGCUCAUGUGGCUCCAGGUACAGCGUGCACAACAGAGAAACUGCAUUCAAAAGCUAGAAAGGUGAGGAGAAAGGUGGCUCCUCACUGUCCUCUGAAGGCCCCUCAUUUGUAUGUCAUAAUGGUGAAAGGAACAGUCUACCAAAGCUGCUUUGAUUAACUUGUAAGCAAAACAUUGGCUUAAAGGAUCUAGUUGUCUGGUUUCUCAGUUUGUGAGUGUCUGGCAGGGGCACCAUGGUUCUUCCCCAUCCAUGCUCCAAUAAAGAAAAAAAAAAGACCCCAAACUGAAUCAUUAUAUUUUUAAAUUUAUUACAGUGAUUAGUGGAUCUGUGUGUUUACUUUCUCCUUAAUUCACCAACCACUGCUCAACAAACUAAUAUGUCCUGGAGGGUGCUUCACUUUUGCCCUUGUAACAAAGAUAGGAUCAGUUAAGUCAGAUCACUUUCUCUAAUAUUAGGUAUUUCCACAUUGUAUAAAAAAACAACAUAAUUUCCGCACUGAGGAAGCAGCAGCCCUAGGUUCUGUAAAUGUGAGUAAAAAGUGUACAUAAUCUGUAUCCAGCGGCAGAGGCGCAGUACCACAACUUUAGACCCCAGAUUUUCAGACCUGCAUCUUCAAGGUUCCGUUUUGGAACUGCAGCUGCACUUUCAACUCUCAGUCUUAUUAGAUGAGAAAAAGCAAGUUAACAAUGAAUCUGUUUGUAUUAAUGGUAACAUUGUGGGAGUGGGAAGCCAUUUGAGAUUCAGCUGUAGUACUUGAGGGUUUCUAGAAACAUUACACACAACUGUCCGUGCUCUUUAUGUAGUAAAACUCAAGGUACAGCAGCUGCUUAGUCAUGAUGUUAUAUGAUAGAACAUUAUCUCUGGAGCUGAGCGUGUGGUACUGCGGCUGCGCACUUACACUUCUCUUUAUAACACUGUUAAAACAAAAAUACAAAGUCCAGUGUGUUAGAAAUGUCUGAUAUUGUGGUGCCUGUCUAAAAAAUAAAUUUAUAUAUGCUUUUGUGAAUAA